Molecule: messenger RNA, 1662 nt
Organism: Prunus persica (peach)
Lineage: Eukaryota; Viridiplantae; Streptophyta; Magnoliopsida; Rosales; Rosaceae
Product: carboxy-terminal domain RNA polymerase II polypeptide A small phosphatase 1
Exons: 6
Coding region: 422-1333 (303 amino acids)
Molecular function (GO): phosphoprotein phosphatase activity
Source: RefSeq, a predicted model, not a curated record
ACCCAAAAACACUGAAUUAUUUCAGUGGUGAUGAUUUUAUCAAAGUUGGUCUUAAAGAAGAAAAGAUUGUCUCUUCUGAUUGGCGCGACUAGGAUUUACUUUCCCACUUUUCUCCACGUUCCACGCCCUCAUUUCGCGCGUGUAAAUUUUGUCAAAACCCUGCACUCGGAAACCCCUCAAAACUCUCUCUCACUCGCCUCCGCAGCGCGUCGGCGUCCGCAACCCGACCUCGCUCUAGGCUUCGUCGAAAGCAGCAUCGCCGAGAAAACAAGGAACACGAUAGAGACAAAGAGGUGGUGUGUUUGGUUUUGAUUGGCUGAUGAGAGUUUAGAGUUAGUAAGAGAGAGAGAAAAGAGUCGCAGUUAACGAACGAACAAAAAGCCCAAUCAAUCAGCCUCCUCUGUUCUGACAACCCAAAACAAUGGCCGAGUUGACUCAGGGUGAGGUGGUCUACUCGCCCAAGACUCUCCAAGUAUGGCGAGCCUUGGUGAACUGGUUCGGCUUCUUCUUCCAGAUCUUCCUCCAAAUCCUCAGAGCCCUCGGUCACCACCCCCUCCUCUCUUCUUCGUCUUCGGCUUCGUCUUCUUCCGCCUCCUUCAAAUCCCUGCCGGUCGUUGAGUUGCAGGAGCUCGAGCACGACUCUCCCGCCGCCUCCGCCGUUGAAAUCGCCGACACCCCAGAUGCCGACUCCGACGACCGCAUCCACAAGCUCACGGUAGUUCUUGACCUGGAUGAAACUCUAGUGUGUGCAUAUGAGUCGUCUAGCUUGCCCGCUGUCGUUCGAGAUCAAGCUACAGAAGGUGGGUUGAAGUGGUUUGAGCUUGAAUGCGUAUCUUCAGACAAGGAAUGUGAUGGGAAACCAAAGGUCAAUUAUGUUACUGUCUUUGAGCGUCCCGGGUUGCAAGACUUCUUAAGACAAGUCAGUCAGUUUGCAGAGCUGGUGUUGUUUACUGCUGGUCUUGAAGGUUAUGCUAGACCACUUGUUGACAGAAUAGAUGUUGAUAAUCUAUUCAGUUGUCGACUUUAUCGGCCUUCAACAACCAGCACGGAAUACCGGGAGCAUGUGAAGGAUCUCUCUGGCCUAGCAAAGGAUAUGCGCCGAAUUGUUAUUGUUGACAACAACCCUUUCAGUUUCUUGUUGCAACCUUUGAAUGGAAUUCCAUGCAUUGCAUUUUCUGCUGGGCAAACACACGACACACAGCUUUUGGAUGUUCUUCUUCCACUCCUCAAGCACCUCUCCCUGCAGAAAGAUGUAAGGCCAGUGCUUUAUGAAAGGUUUCACAUGCUUGAAUGGUUUCAAAAGCAGGGGAUUCCUUCAACAAGUUGGAAAUAGUAGGAUUUUCAAUAAUUAUAUGCAAUGAAAUUCCCAUUCUUCUUUCAUGCAAAUCCUCAACCGUUGCUUAGUUCAAGCCUCAAAGGGAGUGUCUGUACAGCUUCAGUGUGUGCACUGCAAUUUGUUGAUACAAGGCUGUCUUUUGACCAGAGGUCCUAGUGCUUCAUCUCACUAUCAUACGAAAACCAUUUGUGUCUAGAUUUGUUUACUAUGAUUUUUGUGUAACUUUGUCUAUAUUGCUUGCUGUUCUCUUCAAUCCCUUAUGUAAUUUGUUAGGAUUUUGUGAAAUUGUUGCCAAUAAUUAUUAGCAGUUUAUACGUUUCUCAUCA